Messenger RNA from Malassezia globosa CBS 7966, 1023 nucleotides. RefSeq lists its product as uncharacterized. The coding region runs from base 1 to 1023 and encodes 340 amino acids. Gene Ontology annotation, biological process: chromosome segregation; regulation of mitotic cell cycle. Gene Ontology annotation, cellular component: nucleus; cytoplasm. NCBI's taxonomy places the organism in Eukaryota, Fungi, Basidiomycota, Malasseziomycetes, Malasseziales, Malasseziaceae. The transcript has 4 exons. Gene Ontology annotation, molecular function: protein serine/threonine phosphatase activity. The record is from RefSeq and is a predicted model, not a curated record.
AUGAGCGCGCAUAUGAAGUUCAAUAUGACAGACAACUCACCAGCCGAAGUCGAUGUGGAUAAUAUUAUUGACCGUCUUCUGGAAGUGCGUGGAUCACGUCCAGGAAAACCCGUACAACUAGAGGAAUAUGAGAUCAAGUACCUCUGUCUGACAGCGCGUGAUAUCUUUAUCAAUCAGCCGAUUCUUCUUGAGCUUGAAGCGCCGAUCAAAAUUUGUGGCGAUAUACAUGGUCAGUACUACGACCUGCUCCGGUUGUUUGAGUAUGGCGGAUUUCCUCCUGAGGCCAACUACCUAUUCCUUGGCGACUACGUGGAUCGAGGCAAGCAAAGUCUAGAAACCAUAUGCUUGUUGCUAGCUUACAAGAUCAAGUACCCUGAAAACUUCUUUAUACUCCGAGGAAACCACGAGUGCGCUAGUAUCAAUCGCAUUUAUGGAUUCUAUGAUGAGUGCAAACGUCGCUUCAAUAUCAAGCUAUGGAAGACAUUCACAGAUUGCUUCAACUGUCUUCCGAUUGCGGCGAUUAUUGACGAGAAGAUCUUCACAAUGCAUGGUGGUUUGUCCCCCGAUCUCCAAAGCAUGGAACAGAUUCGACGUGUAAUGCGCCCGACGGAUGUGCCGGACACGGGUCUGCUGUGUGACCUGUUGUGGUCGGACCCCGAUAAGGACAUCUCAGGAUGGUCUGAAAAUGAUCGAGGAGUAUCGUUCACAUUCGGACCUGACGUUGUGUCUCGCUUCCUUGCAAAACACGAUAUGGACCUGAUCUGCCGUGCACAUCAGGUUGUGGAAGAUGGGUAUGAGUUCUUUGCGAAGCGCCAGCUUGUCACUCUGUUCUCGGCACCCAACUACUGUGGUGAAUUUGACAACGCAGGUGCCAUGAUGAGUGUGGAUGAAACGUUGCUUUGUUCAUUCCAAAUCCUGAAGCCAGCAGAGAAGAAGCAGAAAUAUGCUUAUGGAGGAAUCAACAUGGGCCGACCCGUGACACCGCCUCGCAAGCAGAAAAAGAAAGGCGAUCGUACUGUCUAA